Messenger RNA from Procambarus clarkii (red swamp crayfish), 1725 nucleotides. Lineage: Eukaryota; Metazoa; Arthropoda; Malacostraca; Decapoda; Cambaridae. The record is from RefSeq and is a predicted model, not a curated record.
AUGGUUUAUUUUAUGGUGUUGGUGACCUCCUUAAUAACCCAGCCGGCCUCGGGUCAGUGCCGCAGCCGGCCUCGGGUCAGUGCCGCAGCCGGCCUCGGGUCAGUGCCGCAGCCGGCCUCGGGUCAGUGCCGCAGCCGGCCUCGGGUCAGUGCCGCAGCCGGCCUCGGGUCAGUGCCGCAGCCGGCCUCGGGUCAGUGCCGCAGCCGGCCUCGGGUCAGUGCCGCAGCCGGCCUCGGGUCAGUGCCGCAGCCGGCCUCGGGUCAGUGCCGCAGCCGGCCUCAGGUCAGUGCCGCAGCCGGCCUCGGGUCAGUGCCGCAGCCGGCCUCGGGUCAGUGCCGCAGCCGGCCUCGGGUCAGUGCCGCAGCCGGCCUCGGGUCAGUGCCGCAGCCGGCCUCGGGUCAGUGCCGCAGCCGGCCUCGGGUCAGUGCCGCAGCCGGCCUCGGGUCAGUGCCGCAGCCGGCCUCGGGUCAGUGCCGCAGCCGGCCUCGGGUCAGUGCCGCAGCCGGCCUCGGGUCAGUGCCGCAGCCGGCCUCGGGUCAGUGCCGCAACCGGCCUCGGGUCAGUGCCGCAGCCGGCCUCGGGUCAGUGCCGCAGCCGGCCUCGGGUCAGUGCCCAGCCGGCCUCGGGUCAGUGCCGCAGCCGGCCUCGGGUCAGUGCCGCAGCCGGCCUCGGGUCAGUGCCGGGUCAGCCGGCCUCGGGUCAGUGCCGCAGCCGGCCUCGGGUCAGUGCCGCAGCCGGCCUCGGGUCAGUGCCGCAGCCGGCCUCGGGUCAGUGCCGCAGCCGGCCUCGGGUCAGUGCCGCAGCCGGCCUCGGGUCAGUGCCGCAGCCGGCCUCGGGUCAGUGCCGCAGCCGGCCUCGGGUCAGUGCCGCAGCCGGCCUCGGGUCAGUGCCGCAGCCGGCCUCGGGUCAGUGCCGCAGCCGGCCUCGGGUCAGUGCCGCAGCCGGCCUCGGGUCAGUGCCGCAGCCGGCCUCGGGUCAGUGCAGCCGGCCUCGGGUCAGUGCCGCAGCCGGCCUCGGGUCAGUGCCGCAGCCGGCCUCGGGUCAGUGCCGCAGCCGGCCUCGGGUCAGUGCCGCAGCCGGCCUCGGGUCAGUGCCGCAGCCGGCCUCGGGUCAGUGCCGCAGCCGGCCUCGGGUCAGUGCCGCAGCCGGCCUCGGGUCAGUGCCGCAGCCGGCCUCGGGUCAGUGCCGCAGCCGGCCUCGGGUCAGUGCCGCAGCCGGCCUCGGGUCAGUGCCGCAGCCGGCCUCGGGUCAGUGCCGCAGCCGGCCUCGGGUCAGUGCCGCAGCCGGCCUCGGGUCAGUGCCGCAGCCGGCCUCGGGUCAGUGCCGCAGCCGGCCUCGGGUCAGUGCCGCAGCCGGCCUCGGGUCAGUGCCGCAGCCGGCCUCGGGUCAGUGCCGCAGCCGGCCUCGGGUCAGUGCCGCAGCCGGCCUCGGGUCAGUGCCGCAGCCGGCCUCGGGUCAGUGCCGCAGCCGGCCUCGGGUCAGUGCCGCAGCCGGCCUCGGGUCAGUGCCGCAGCCGGCCUCGGCUCAGUGCCGCAGCCGGCCUCGGGUCAGUGCCGCAGCCGGCCUCGGGUCAGUGCCGCAGCCGGCCUCGGGUCAGUGCCGCAGCCGGCCUCGGGUCAGUGCCGCAGCCGGCCUCGGGUCAGUGCCGCAGCCGGCCUCGGGUCAGUGCCGCAGCCGGCCUCGGGUCAGUGCCGCAGCCGGCUCCACUGGUCUCCUCACAUUUGA